Messenger RNA from Juglans microcarpa x Juglans regia, 1565 nucleotides. RefSeq names its product glycerophosphodiester phosphodiesterase GDPD1, chloroplastic-like. Bases 219 to 1337 code for a protein of 372 amino acids. Lineage: Eukaryota; Viridiplantae; Streptophyta; Magnoliopsida; Fagales; Juglandaceae. Gene Ontology annotation, molecular function: phosphoric diester hydrolase activity. Gene Ontology annotation, biological process: glycerophospholipid catabolic process. The transcript has 9 exons. The record is from RefSeq and is a predicted model, not a curated record.
GUCCAAACAUAUCUAUCUUUUUACAACCAACUAAAAAUUCUCAACUCCAAUCAUCUUAACACUAUUUACAAAAAAAUCCAAAAAAUCAUCUUCCCUAUUUACAAUAUCCCCCUUGCCCUGAUGUCCCUACCAUCCCGAGAUUGCGACUCUUCCAACACGGCACGAAAAUCCCGUUGCAACCUAUCCUUCUUGAACAAUCUUGGAAAGGAGAAAAGGCUAUGGCACUCAAAGCGGUCCAUGUCUCCGACCUUCCCAAUCUUGUUCAAGUCCCAGACAAUGCCGCAUUAGCCCUCUCCGGCGCCGUCCGGUUCUUCAAAGGUGUUAACGAAGACGACUGUGAUGAAAUGAAAUGUGGGUGUAAAUUACCGAACUUCGUGGUGAUGGGACACAGAGGUAGCGGGAUGAACAAUAUGCUGCAAUCCUCGGACCAUGUAAAGAAAUCCAUCAGAGAGAAUUCGAUUCUCUCCUUCAAUGCCGCCGCCAAGUUCCCCAUCGAUUUCAUCGAGUUCGACGUUCAGGUGACUAAAGAUGGCUAUCCCGUUAUUUUCCAUGACGUCUUCAUUCUCGCUGAAUACAAGGGUGCCAUUUUCAAGAAGAGAGUUACAGAUCUCACUAUUGCUGAAUUUCUUUCUUAUGGACCUCAGAAAGAACCUGGAAAUGUGGAUAAGCCUCUGUUUCGAAAAACAAAAGAUGGGAGAAUCUUUGAGUGGAAGGUUGAAAAAGAUGACCCUCUAUGCACAUUACAAGAGGUCAUGGACAAAGUUGAACAUCCUGUGGGUUUCAAUAUUGAAUUGAAGUUCGACGAUCAGAUAGUAUAUACGGAGAAUGAACUCACUCGUGUUCUUCAAGCAAUCUUGCAGGUGGUAAACAAGUAUGCUCAGGACAGACCUAUCAUCUUUUCAAGCUUUCAACCUGACGCCGCCCAACUGAUCAGAAAAUUACAGACCCUCUAUCCUGUGUUCUUCCUCACUAAUGGAGGUUCCCAAAUUUAUGUGGACAUAAGAAGGAAUUCCUUGGAAGAGGCCAUCAAGGUGUGCUUGACCGGAGGUUUGCAAGGAAUUGUAUCCGAAGUCAGAGCUAUCUUUAUAAACCCAGGAGCAGUAACUAGAAUCAAAGAGUCCAAGCUUUCUCUCGUAACUUAUGGCCAAUUAAAUAAUGUUCCAAAGGUGGUAUACAUGCAACAUCUUAUGGGUGUUGAUGGAGUGAUCGUUGACUCGGUUCAAGAAAUUACAGAGGCAAUCUCAGAGUGCUUUAAGCCAGCCAAGGACAGUGAAGAAGAUGGCUUGUUUGGAGAGGAAAAGCAGAUGCAAGUGAAAACAGAGCCUGGGACGUGUUGAUACAUACUUGAAAGCAAUAUACAUAGCAUGCACAAGGAUGUUCCCAAGUUGUCAUUUCUCAUGCAUCAUUUUGCAGUGAUUAUUACUUUCUCUGUGCUUUUUACUCAAUGAAUACAGCUUAAUUGUCCCCAAAUGGUCAAGUGAUCUUAAGGCUAUUAGGAAUGUCCAAAAGUUGUAAUAGUUGAAGCUUUGAUUUGUAUUGUCCCCAUUAUUAAUUUGUUGGAUACU